AUGCAGGUAUUGUUCAACAAAGAUAUCGACAUAAAGGACUGCCGUGGACAAUCAUACGACAAUGCGAGCAAUAUGUCGGGCUGUUACGGUGGGGUACAAGCCAAAAUUAUCGAACGUAAUCCUUUGGCGAUUUACGUCCCGUGCGCAGCGCAUUCCCUUAAUUUAGUAGAUCAAGCAGCUGCUGAUUGUUGUUCGAGAGCGACCAGAUUUUUUAUGUUCGUGCAACACGUCUACACAUUCUUGAGUGCAUCUACGUCCAGGUGGGGACAAAUAAAAUCGAAGGUCGAAAAUCAGCCUGGAAUGCUCUUGCCCAAAAGUUUGUCUGGCACAAGAUGGUCAGCUAGAGCGGAAGCAUGUCGAGCACUCGUAAGAUCGUGGGAGAGUCUGCGAGACGCCCUCGACGAUAUUGCGGAAAAUGGUUCCGAAAAGCCAUCCACAAAAGCCGAAGCCGAAGGAUUGUCGCAAGAAUUUGGUUUGCUGGAGACCGCCAUAAUGGCUGUGACUUGGAGCGAUAUCUUGGAGCGUUUCGAAAAAACGAAUAAAAGUCUCCAGCGCGUUAACAUCGAUUUGACAACACUUGUACAACUGUAUGAUGCCCUCCAAGCAUUUGUUGUCGGUUUGCGUGAUCGUUUCGACGAUUAUGAAGAGAAAGCAAAGGAGCUAUCUCAAUGCAACGAAUAUGUGCAUGAGAAUCAACGACGCAGAAGAAGGACCGCUCGAUUUGACGAGGUAAGCGGUAAUGAAGCGAUAUUGGACGGAAAACAAAACAUGCGUAUAAAAACGUUUCUCGUCAUACUCGAUCGAUUGUCAGGCGAAUUAGAAAAAAGAAGUCUCGCCUACAAAAAUGUCAACGCUCGCUUUGGCUUUCUCAGUCGUUUGCCAUCACUCACGGAUGCAGAGAUCAUCACACAAUGUGAAGAUUUACGAACGACAUACUCCACCGAUCUCGACAACGAUUUUGGUGAAGAAUGCAUACAUUUCCGGAAUUGUAUCCGGGAAAUCAGAUUGACGGAGGAUGAAAUCAACAUUGGGAAAUGUUUGAUGAUCAUUCGCGAGAAGAAUAUUGUUGCUACAUUCUCCAAUAUGGAUAUCGUUUUUCGAAUGUAUCUCACGCUUUUCUCCAGUAAUGCUACAGGGGAACGUUCCUUUUCGACGUUGAAAAGAGUGAAAUAUUAUUUACGGAAUACGAUGGGUCAGAAUCGUCUCUCUAGUCUCGCGUUUUUAUCGUCGAAUUCAGAGCUUGUUGAUAUGGCAGAGACCGAUGCAAUCAUCGAUAAAUUUGCAAGAUUAAAAGCGAGAAAGCGAACGUUUUAA
Messenger RNA from Neodiprion fabricii, 1314 nucleotides. RefSeq lists its product as uncharacterized. The transcript has a single exon. The coding region runs from base 1 to 1314 and encodes 437 amino acids. The record is from RefSeq and is a predicted model, not a curated record. Lineage: Eukaryota; Metazoa; Arthropoda; Insecta; Hymenoptera; Diprionidae. Gene Ontology annotation, molecular function: protein dimerization activity.